GACGUCAUUUCACGUCGUUGCUAGUGCAUUGAACAACACAUAAACCAACUGCACAAAUAUGGGGAAGUUAGGCUGUUUACCGCCCGGCAGCUGUCGGUGGCUCGUGCAAUUUAAGAAGUCGAUGAAUGCCAGGGUGGCGAAAUUCAAAAAUGACUUUAAGCGGAAGUUUUUUCGGGACAACAAGCACCUGGGAGACCUGCGUGCCGACCAACUUCACAAUGAGACUGGGUCCCGAGAUAUGGAAAUCACGAAACAGACGUCCAAGCAUGCAGCGGACAGUCCUGUCCCUAAAAAGAAGGUCGUCAAGAAAUCAACUUACGGUUAUCAACCCCCCUUGUAUACUGAAGAAGCAAGUUCCGAGAUUCAACGGACUCAAGUUGUAAAGAAUUCAAACGACGAAAACAAACGGAACUCUUCGCCGAAUUGUCGCGAUUCAUGCCAGGUCACAAUCAAAGCCGUUGUUCACGAACCCACUCCAACCCGUUCCAAGGAAGAAGAACUAGAUGAAUUCGUGACUACAGUCAUCCGCAACUCUGUGGCACAUCUGAUAAAGGAAGCCAGCGUUACGUUCCUAAUGAAAGAGUCAGCAGAGAACUUGCUGAAGAGACACGACAGUAAUGUGGAAACAACCGGCGAACACGUUAUCAAGGAUACCGACACCACCAAGGAACAGGUUGUCAUUGAUACCGACACCACCAAGGAACAGGUUGUCAUUGAUACCGACACCACCAAGGAACAGGUUGUCAUUGAUACCGACACCACCAACGAACACGUGAUCAUUGAUACCAACACCACCAAGGAACACGUGGUCAUUGAUACCGACUCCACCAAGGAACAGGUUGUCAUUGAUACCGACACCACCAACGAACGCGUGAUCAUUGAUACCGACACCACCUACGAACACGUUGUGAUUGAUACCGACACCACCAACGAACACGUGGUCAUUGAUACCCACUCCACCAAGGAACAGGUUGUCAUUGAUACCGACACCACCAACGAACGCGUGAUCAUUGAUGCCGACACCAUCAACGAACACGUUGUCAUGGAUACCGACACCACCAACGAAUGCGUGAUCAUUGAUACCGACACCACCAAGGAACAGGUUGUCAUGGAUACCAACACCACCAACGAACGGGUGGUCAUUGAUACCGACACCACCAACGAACGCGUUGUCAUUGAUACCGACAUCAUCAAAGAAUCCAACGCCGUGAACGUCAUCAAGGCGUCAUCCGAGAUUGUCCUAAAAGAACAGGGCGACAAUUUCGACAUCACCUACGAACAGGUUGUCAAGGAAACCGACAACGUUUCCGUCUCUUCAAGCGUGUUAAGCGCUUUUGCCGAGAGCGCAGUGAAGGCCAGUCUGUUUGAGAUGGAUGUCGUCGACAACGUUAACCACUCCGCGAGGGUCCCAAAGCCCGCCGUCAAGGCUCGCAGAUCACCAAGGACAGUGAAGGAAUUCUUAGAGAUGAUUGGAGUACCAGAUUGCCGGGACAGCUCCAGCCUUCACCUUCCCGACGUCGACAUCUAGACAUUUAAAUUAAGCCCCAGUCUCAUAUAAGCACGGUUGGCUACGGCAGUUCCGGAUCAUCACGAAUACACCCGGAUCAAGAUCCGUGAUGAUCCGUAGACUGGUUGGUUUCUAAGCGUCAAAGGUUUUACCAAGAUCAUAACGUCGGUGACAACACGGCACGCAAACCGGCCACACGUACCAACACGGACAAGCCUGGCAGCAUUACGAAAUCAACACGGAACACGGCAGAGACACUUACCAUCAGGUUGGUUUUCGGUGAAUCCAUAGACUUACAAUCAGAUCUCGAAAGUGUAACCUCGAAAGUUUUCAUUUCGAUGUGACUCGUAAUUGCACAAUAUUUUCAGUUUGUUAUUAUCACACAGCACAAAAUCUUGCACAUAUAAGUAUCAUAUCAUGUCUUAAAUUUUGGACACGGACCCGGCUUCUAAGCUGAAUUAGGCCCGACGAUAUUCGCGUUGGUUAUUUGUUUCCUUUUUGAAGGAAGAUUUAUAGUUCGAAGAUAGAUCCGACAACACAUCUAUGAGCGGGUUGUCGUUUCGCCAUUGCCCUAGUUUGAUGUGAUAAUAGUCCAACUCGUCAGCAGCACUCGCAUUUUUAUGCCAAUAACAAAAUGAAGAUUCAGGAUCAGGCAGGCAGGCACACCAUUUCCUAGAUUAUGGUUUUCUGCUCUUGAACACUUGAAAACCCCGGGCUGAAUUAUCGCUACCUACUUCCAGCAAAAUGAAUCCGAAGCAAGUUUCGACCAAUGUUAUAUGAAUUAUGGAAUGGUAACCCUUGUAGUUCGUGCAAGGAUCAAUCACGCUGAGGACACUGUUUGCAGAUGUGCUUCCCGUCCAAAACAGAAGCACAGUUGUGUAGCUGCUAAGGGUCGACGAAUUGAUUGGCGAUAUUCUCGCAUUCAUGUUCACAGGACAGCGAAUUAGGUCAUCAACAAACUCUAUAUCUAUCGCAUUGCAGAUCUGAUGAUGAUCUUGGAGUUGGUGUUGUGUGCGAAGCCAUACAUCAGAAUGGGGUAACUGUCCCCCAAUGCUAGGUUCCGUCAUGUUAUUGCCAACUUAAUUCCAACUGACAGAUGUUUCUCGUAGUUUGGCUGCUUUUGCUUGGAUCUGUCUCCAUUUCGAGUCAGAAUAUGUUGGUAUGUCUGAUAGCCCAUGCGGAGGAAACCAAAGAAGUCAUUUACGUUUUUCUUAUUCGGUUUCUUCAUCAGCUGAGAGUAUUGAUCCAGGUCUGUUCGUUUGGUAGGCCAUUUUCUGACAUAGAUUGUCAGAACAUUGCUUGCUAGAAGUCCAGACAAGGGUCAAUGCGCUCCGUUGAUGGACGAACAUAAGAAAGAAGACGCCAAUGGCUUCUUUAAUUUCCUGCGCGUGGGCUAUCAGAUAUACCAAGACAUUCUGACACGCAUCGGCGAC
This is a messenger RNA of Dreissena polymorpha, 2940 nucleotides long. RefSeq lists its product as uncharacterized. The transcript has 6 exons. The coding region runs from base 59 to 1528 and encodes 489 amino acids. The record is from RefSeq and is a predicted model, not a curated record. NCBI's taxonomy places the organism in Eukaryota, Metazoa, Mollusca, Bivalvia, Myida, Dreissenidae.